CUGUGUGUUAUAACUGGGCUGGGUUUUUGGAAGACAAGCUCUGAGAUGUUGACCUCUGACCCUCCUCACGGUAUCCCGGGGACCAAAGGUGAGGCGGGAUGGAAAGCAGAGAUGAGACUAAGAGGGGAUUCGGGCACCCCGGGUGUCGACAACACCAGACCAGGACCCAAAGGAGACCCCGGCAGCCCAGGGACACCAGGUGAUCCUGGUCCAGACGGGUACGGGGGUGACGGUGGACUCGAUGGAAACCUGGGUCGUAAUGGAAGAAGAGGUCCCAGUGGUGAGAAGGGGUCACCUGGUGAGAGAGGAACCCGAGGACCUCCCGGUAUCCCAGGUGCUGCUGGGCCACAGGGAGACGGGGGGAACAGCGGCCAACCUGGACCCAAAGGAAUGCCUGGUUUUCCAGGAUCUCAGAGCUGCCGCCUUUUGGGUCCUCUCUACAAACUCCACACGCCUGCCACACCGGGCGUGACACCUGCAGGGUAAACAUGGAUCAGUUGGAGAACCAGGGCCAGCUGGAGGUCGUGGACGUAUUGGACAGAAGGGCCAACCAGGAGAUCCAGGUGUGAAGGGUAAUUCUGGAUCACAGGGACCCAGAGGAAUGCCGGUCAGUUCUUCUCACACUCAACACUCCUUCUGUCAUACUUGGGGCUUGGUACUCAUCUCAGGUGGGGUGAUGAUGUCUUCCUCCUGACCUGCUGGGGUUACCUGCGUAAGAGCUUUCCAACAGCGCCCUGUUCUCAUCUCCUGCCCACGGUCUAAAUGGCAGAGAUGGAUUUGGACUUCAAGGAACUAAAGGCACUAAGUCUGUGUCUAAAAACCUAAAGAGAACUAUGGAUUUGAUCAACUGGUCUCUGAAUGCUAUUGACACCCUCUUCUCAACGAGAAGUCU
Messenger RNA from Oreochromis niloticus (Nile tilapia), 892 nucleotides. RefSeq names its product collagen alpha-1(XII) chain-like. The coding region runs from base 46 to 486 and encodes 146 amino acids. NCBI's taxonomy places the organism in Eukaryota, Metazoa, Chordata, Actinopteri, Cichliformes, Cichlidae. The transcript is spliced from 11 exons. The record is from RefSeq and is a predicted model, not a curated record.